Marasmius oreades (fairy-ring Marasmius) is the source of this 1302-nucleotide messenger RNA. RefSeq lists its product as uncharacterized. Bases 29 to 1123 code for a protein of 364 amino acids. The transcript is spliced from 7 exons. NCBI's taxonomy places the organism in Eukaryota, Fungi, Basidiomycota, Agaricomycetes, Agaricales, Marasmiaceae. The record is from RefSeq and is a predicted model, not a curated record.
UUCCUUUCGCUUUCACUGCUUGCCUGCUAUGAUGAGCCUUUUGCACCAAACUUCCGUCAACAGGUCUCCUGCCUCCGGACCUUCUGCCUGCAGUCUAUCGCCAGCUCUUACCCUCAAUAACCAGGGAGUGCUAUCAAUCUCCUCUCAGCCCUCGAACACACUUGAGACUGCAAAGGCUAGCGACUUUCAGUUAAAGGAAAUCUCACCACGAUUGCCCCUUCCUCAGACUCUUGCACGCGUCAAGGCACAUAUCACUCAAAGGUCUCUACUAGACCACAAGAAUCAAGAUUCAGAUGAUCGAUUGGAGUUUGUGGUAGAGAAAGGGGACCUGAAGAAAGUCAUUGAGAUACUAGAUAACAUUCCUGAAAGACGCUCCAUUCGAAUCAACUACGAGAUACAAAACCUCGAAGGCCAUAUAAACAUCAAGUUUGCAAUGCCAACGAAACCCCACGACGCUUCUAGUCACAGCUGGCUUCGGCUCCUGGAAGCCAUUUGGGCUUUCAAUUUUCCAGAUGUACAAUUCUCUCUUGUUUUUGGGAGCACGGGUUCAGCGACCUACGAUGCCGGAUCACAGUUCCCUAGCACUGCCCUUGAAAUUGGGUGGUCGGAGUCGCAUACAAAACUUGAAAAAGAUAUUGACGUUUGGUUGACAAUGUCACCUCUAUUGCUUUCUGUGUUUUCACUGAAGCUUUACAAAGACUCACACCCAUUUCGUGCAGUCUUGGAAAUGUGGCUCCGUUCAAAGAGCACAGGGGAGCCGGUCACGCGAUGGCAACUGGAGUUAAACGCUGGGUUGAUGAAUGAUGACCGUUACUGGGAAGGUCUUGCCGAUCAAAUCGAAAUUUACACCCACGACAUCCUUAUGGAUGCAUUAGAUGCAGUACAUGCCACCACCUUGUAUGCCGGGCAUUCCUCCACCCUCACGACUGAUCUACGAAUCCAAGAUGAAAUCUCGGCAAUACCUGGCAUCACCGAGCAACGGCUCCAAGUUCCCCCAGUUGCCUUGAAACGAUUCUUCGAUGGUAUCGUUCCUUAUGUCAAUUCCCAACGGUUGGGGGUCAAUGUCAGCCUCAACAAGCGUUACAUUCCACCGGCCACACCACGAGCAGGUGAUGUUUACUAACAAGGUGAGUCAGUGGGUGCCUUUAUUAGUUCUGAAUCCAACUUUAGAUUCCCACGUCACCCCCAUUUGUUGAAAGCGAAAUAUUGUUCUUGUAAUGCAAGCCACCUGCACCUGAUGAUAGUGCACUAUGCCGGUCAUUUCCAUUGAUUCCACGUAUAAACUCCAAACCUCGCUGUAGC